Messenger RNA from Branchiostoma floridae (Florida lancelet), 750 nucleotides. Its product is annotated as keratin, type I cytoskeletal 10-like. Lineage: Eukaryota; Metazoa; Chordata; Leptocardii; Amphioxiformes; Branchiostomatidae. The coding region runs from base 115 to 501 and encodes 128 amino acids. The transcript has 3 exons. The record is from RefSeq and is a predicted model, not a curated record.
CACCUAGGGUCUCCAGGUGCAAACCCUGCACCUGAGAAAGCCCCCACUUCAAAAGGGCCGCCCUUCUUCAAAGGUGCGACCUCCCCGCCCAGCGUUGUCUCGUCCUUUGCAAGUAUGUCGCAGUCGGCAGGUACCGGUGUAUCCAGCAGUGCAGCAUCGUUCUUUGGUGCCCAGAAUACCAGCACCUCUGCUAGCGAGUCCUUCUCCUUGGGAAGUGUCACCCCGAUGUCUUCAGGAGCCGCAUCGCUGUUUGGGGGAGGAGAGUCAACAACAACCACUCCUGCAAACGAUGGAGGAGGAUCCUUCUUUGCUGGAUUUGGAGGCACCAGCGACAAGAGUGGCUCUGCCUGUAACUUAUUCAGCAGUGGGAACCUGUUUGGAGGAGGGGACAACUCUCCGGGCUCCAACUCUCCCGAAGGGUUCAGCUUCAACUUCGGUGGCGGCGGGGGGUCGUCUCCAAACAGCGAGGCUGGGACGUCGGGGUUUUCACUGUUUGGUUAGAGUUGUGAGCAAAGAAAUGGAGUACUUUUCCUGGCCUAUCUGCAUCCUUUGGCUCUGCAGAAGUGCUCAGGCCCUCCGCUUACUACAGCUUGCCAGGCAGCACAGUCCUUGCCUAGGGUUUUGGCGUCUUCACAAGCCAGUCCAUUUAGUUUUCACUGUUUGGUUAGAGUUGUGAGCAAAGAAAUGGAGUACUUUUCCUGACCUAUCUGCAUCCUUAGGCUCUGCAGAAGUGCUCAGGCCCUCCGCUUA